Cladophialophora psammophila CBS 110553 is the source of this 1416-nucleotide messenger RNA. RefSeq lists its product as uncharacterized. The coding region runs from base 1 to 1416 and encodes 471 amino acids. The transcript is spliced from 3 exons. The record is from RefSeq and is a predicted model, not a curated record. Lineage: Eukaryota; Fungi; Ascomycota; Eurotiomycetes; Chaetothyriales; Herpotrichiellaceae.
AUGGUGGAUGAUGAUGAGGAGAACAGCAAAAGGGCUACUGCGAUCGAGGUGCAGGUACACCAGCUUUAUGAUAUACUUUUUCACCUCGCAGAUAAUCUAGAAUCCUCCGAUAGAACGUUUGCUGUUCCAGCGAAAGGGUUUGAAAGCCUCGCAGCACUAUUGGGGCAGAUUUCCCAGGCCGUCAAGGAAGCAGAAAGAAACGCUCCAUCCUCUGCACAAGCUGAGGGUGAAAGAGAGCGAGAGCUCAGACUCACUUCGGAAGCUACAGAUAUUGCCGCAGUUGCCGCGAACGCAGCAGUGGGCGCAGUAGGGGCAGCGGCAGCGGCUGCAUCUGGGGCUGCGGACCAGCGCGUCGCAAAGAGAGCCGUGAUUGCAGCUGUCUGGGCUGCUGGGUCUGCGUAUCGAGCAGCUGGGGUGGCACGGGGUGUGACGGCAGCGGAAGCGUCUCUACCACCCGAGGCCCAGCUCGAAUACCAUGGCGAGUUUGCCGAGGAUUAUGUGGAAGAAUUUGAGCAGUGGAACAAUUUCUGUCGACUCCUCUUUCGCGAUCAAGAGCUAGAGUUGCAAACAUCCCUGUAUCUCCAGUUGUCCGUUCUUGGCCGAGGAGCAAUUGCACAAGCGGCUUCUGCCCAAUGGGACAGUAUCUUGGAAUUUCUACGCAAGAUCAAGGAUCAAGAGAUUGGCAGCCCACCACUCGAUACUCUUCUCAAACUGAUUCAAUCUGGCAACCGGAGCCUGAAGGAUCUGGUAAGACAGUAUGUGCUGGAAUCGGUACCUUUUAGGGAUCUGGCAGUCCUGGAACGAGUUUCCAGGAGUGACGCUGCCGUUGCACUGGGUCUUGGUGAUGAUGCCGAUCUUCGAGCAAGAAAUCUUCGCUUACGGCCCGAUCUGUUCCAAGGGGACCGAGAUGCCGGUGGUGGCGGUGGGCCUCAAUGUUCCAUUUGUUGUUCGGAAGAAGACAGCGAGCUGGUCUCCGGCAAAAUCGAUCAGAGUGCGAAUGACGACUUUCUCACAUUCCCGGGAAAGUUCAAUGGCAAGGCCAUCAAGCCCCUCAUCGACACUGGCGGGGGAUGUAACCUGAUCAAAGCGGAGUGGCUGAGGAAGCAAAACAUUCAGGUCAAUGAAUCUUCGCGCCGCUUUCAGACGCUAUUGAUGGCGGAUGGGUCCACGUCAACGAAAUGUCCCUGCGUUGAGGUGAGGUGGAGCUUUGAUGGGAGGAAGAAAAUCUGGACGGAUGUGGAGUUUGUUGUUGUCGAAGGAUACAAAUAUGAUGCCCUGAUAGGGCUGCCUUUCUUGAAACACACUGAGACUCUUCACAAUAGCGCGGGUCGCUUGGUUUUCCCCGAAUUCAAGGGAGUCCAUGCGAAGAAGGAUUCCAUCCCACUGUACAAUUUUGGAGUCAAGGCCAGCACAUAG